GUUUAGAUGGAUCCUAAUAGGGAUAUCAAAUAUUCAACCUUGAAAAUGUCUGAUUCAGUUCAAUUUGGAGGAAUUAUGACAAAGGAAGAGUGCUAAGCAUUAGCAAAGAAAAUUAUGUCAAUUUAUGAUGGGGAUGGAAACGGCACAUUAGAUUCCUUCGAAGUGGGCUACAUACAAUCAGAUUGUUACAGAGCCAUGAAUAAAGGAUUCAAUCCAACUCCAACAGAUAUUGCUGCUUUUUCCAGAAUCAUAGACAGACGCUAAUGUGGGAUGGUGACGGAUAAGGAUAUUGAAGCUUUGUGCAUAAAAUACUUUGGAGGUAAUUUCGAUAGAAGUGAAAGAAGCGAAAGAGCAGUACCUGAACAAAACACAAAUCAACAAAGGUCUUAUGAGACAAGCAAUAUCAACAGAUAAGUAUCAAGCAACCAGAAUAGCAAAGUUAUAACAGUUCAAAAAUAAACUGUAGUCACUAAUUAGGCUUCAUCCAUCCCUAAUUCCCCUCCAGUUAAAACAACUUACAGUUCAGUGGUGUAAGAGAGAUUGGAAGUAGCAAGAAGAAUUUUUAGAAUGUUGGAUACAGAAAAAAAUGGAUUCAUUACAGAAAAGCAUGUUCCAUCAUUGCUUCAGGAAACAUAUAAAUUGAUGGGAAUGUCAAUUGAACCUACUCAAGAAGAUGUAGAAUUGUGGAUGGAAAUGGCAGAUGAAGACCGAGAUGGCAAAGUGUUUCUAAAGGAUUACGAGGCAUUGGUUAUCAGAAGUCUAAAAUAAUAAGGAAUUGUUUUAGAAUGAUUCAAAUAAACAAAUAUUUAACAGUUAAGUUUAUAUGAAGAUA
Molecule: messenger RNA, 832 nt
Organism: Paramecium tetraurelia
Lineage: Eukaryota; Ciliophora; Oligohymenophorea; Peniculida; Parameciidae
Exons: 3
Biological process (GO): regulation of cytosolic calcium ion concentration
Cellular component (GO): neuron projection; nucleus; synapse
Molecular function (GO): calcium ion binding
Source: RefSeq, a predicted model, not a curated record